This is a messenger RNA of Caenorhabditis auriculariae, 2300 nucleotides long. The record is from the annotation of a GenBank genome assembly. NCBI's taxonomy places the organism in Eukaryota, Metazoa, Nematoda, Chromadorea, Rhabditida, Rhabditidae.
AUGCUCCGAUCGCAAGUUGACGAAUUCAGAAAAAGUUGCUCUCGAGUAAGUUCCAGAGGCUUUUAAUACUCGCUCUUGUUAGAAAGAAUACUACGAGAAGGUUGUGAGAGAUCAUUGUGAAGGCGGCGUCCGCGAGCAAGGAUAUUCUUUUCAGUUUCUUCACGAACUGCUCCUCAAUUCCACGGUUUACUUGUAAUUUAAAAAAAAACAGAGUAAGUCUUCAGGAGUCGCUGAAGAAUGUCGAUCGUGUGGUGGAAUUGAAUGGUCCGGUAGUGCUUUGUGGAGACCUGAGAAGUCAUUUCGGGGACCUUCUUCAAAUUUUCCAGGUUCUUUUGUUCGUAGUAGAAAUUUCCACUGUAUGGAGUCUUUUUCCAGAAGUGCGGCUGGCCUUUUGAUACCCGUUAUGCUUUUCUGGGAAACUAUUGUGACGGCAGAAGGUUCGAUUUGAUUUUGUUCUCUCACCACAGUCUCUGGUCCACCGGCGUUCGUUAAUCAGCGGUAGUUCCCCAGCUAACGUUGAAAAACAGUUUAACAGAGCAGAGCGGUAGCAUAUGUGGGGUAGUGAUGGUAUCCAGAUACCUAGUCGAUAUGAUAUACAGGUAAAAUAGAGAUGGUAGUCGACCACAGAUUAGCCUACGCCGAUUGAUUUUGGAAUAGAUAAGCAGUAGCUGCUGAUAUCCUCCUGAAUGACUUAUUGCUCUUUUGAAAAAAAGCUAAGACCGAUUGAAAAAUCUUCAUAAAAGUGUGAGAACGUGGGAGUGAAUCCGAACGGUUAAUUUUUUGAUUGCAGUUUCUCCCUUGAAACCUUGGUUCUUCUUUUGAGCUGCCAAAUCAGCUACCCGGACUCGUUUUACUUACUUCGUGGAGCUUUUGAACACGAUUUCAUCACGUGCAUACAUCUUAAAAAUCAAACAUUGAUAGCGUGGUUCCAGGAAAAACAGCAUGUUGGGCGAAAUUCGCGUGCGCUUUCCCAUCGAAAAUGAAUCUAAGCAGAUUGAACAUCAGCUCAAGAUCGUUUGGAGGUAUGGACAGUCCCCAAUUCAUCUGCCUUGUAUACCUACUUUGCAAAAAUCGGACCCUUAGAAGAAGGAAAUGCUCGGUUACUCCGAUUGAUUUCAGCUCGCUACCUCUUUCUCUAGUGCUGAACAAGAAAAUCGUUUGCACUAACACGGGUCUUUCUCCAACAACCUCGGAAACAGCCGUCAGUAUCAAAAAGUGGGUUCUGAAUAUUAAUAUUGCACUAAUUUCCCUCCGCACAUCUCGAAAAAUUCCAAAAAAGACAAAUCAACUGAGGAAGGCGAGUCUUCUCAGAGGAAGUUUUUUGAUACAUCAGAAACUUGUUUUUCUUUCAGCACAGUUGAAAACAAAGCCGUCAAAGUUGGCGUACUGUUUGAAGAAAAAAAGUCGCCGAACACAAAAAAAGCCAUCGGUUUGUUCGUAUUCAGGGGUGUGCAGUUCUCCGAGAUUUUUUAAAAAUAUCGAAUUUCAAUUUUAAAGUUGUUAGCUAAUAAAUCCUGCCAGAGUUUGAUUAAAAACGUUUUUUUAAAACUUUUUUUGCGGUGGUAAAUAAAUUUGAAUAAAUAGUUCUGCGAAUGAUCAAACCAAAUCAUUUAUUUUGUUGUUUUAGUCUGAUGUAAUCGACUUGGCGGUGAACAAGAACUUUAAAAGCUAUAACGAACAACCGCCUUUGGCGAACUAGAAGUCCAAACGUGUAGUCGAAAGAGUUGAAAGCAUGGUCAUACGGUCCUUCGCCCCGUGCUUCUGCGCGUAGUUCAUCCAGUUGCGCCUUGACGAGCUCAGAAUGUAGCGGAUGUGGUAGCUGGAGCCCGGAGACCGUGCUCUAGGUGGAAGCCUCAAAACGAGAGCGACCACUUCGAGUGAAGAUUUCACACGGAAUCAAUGAUAGUCAAAUAUACUUGAAACAAGUCUGAGAGAGCUUUAGAGGAAGAAACGAAGGCGAGAAAGGAGCUGUGCACAAAACUUGGAGCCAGUCUCUUCAUCCAUUCGAACAAGGUUUUUUCUCUCUUCUGACGAUCAACAUCUGCUUUUUUGCAGAUUAUUGAGAAAGGAUACGAGUUUCGGUUCGAAAACUCGGUCCUCAAUCUGUUCAGCGCCUCUGGAGUCGCAUCUACCUAUGACAAUCGUGCGGCUGUUUUGUCGGUUCGUGUUUUUUUUUUUUGGACUCGACGGUUCAACAAAAUCAGAUGGAUUCUGACAACGUGGCGCGUUUCGUCGACGUCUUCGGAGGCCGCGGCGUCGGCGGCCAAGUGGUUCCUCCCAGUCACGUUCUACACUUCUGA